UGAAGUUAAAACAACGCUUCAGUACUAGCUUGGCAUUUGCUGACGACGCUGACGCUAACGACUUCAACUCUCUCUCUGCUUUGUGUGCGUGCCGUGCAGUACGUGUAUGUGUGUGUGUGUGUGUGACUAACUGCUUGCUUAGAGUGCGUCAUCACCCCGCCAAGCCACCCAACCACCCACCAAUUCCAACUCAAGCCCAGCCCAUUGUGCAAUCGCAAAGAAGUCAAAGAAAGCACGAAAAAAUCAAAUCAAAACAAACAAACUAAAAUGUCAACGUCGCCGUCGUCGUCGUCGUCGCUGCUGCUGCUGUUUGCUGCGCUGCUUUGGUGCUGCUGCUGCGUGCGUUACAGCGUUGCCAUCGAGUGUUACGUUUGCGAUGCAAGCGACACAAAUAAUCCAUUCCAAUGCGGCGAAUGGUUCGAUCGCUUUGAUGAGCCCGAUAUACAGCCACAGAAUUGUUCCAGUGUCCAUGGCGCCACAUUUUGUGUGAAGCAUGUGGGACGCUUUGAGGGCGGCAUUGGUGCGAAGCGUUUCUGCAGCUCCAAAGAUUUGGGCAAUUAUUGCGAUUAUGUGCGUAAUAAAGGUGAUCGCAUGGAUUAUCGCAGUUGCAUUUAUACUUGCGACACCGAUGGCUGCAAUUCAUCCAAUCAACUGCACGCAACUGGACUUUGGGGUGUGGCGACUUUGCUGCUCUUGACGAUCUGGCAACGCUGCUGAGCGCAACAAAGCGCGAGAGCGAGAGCGGUCAACUAAACAAACAUAGCUUUUUUUGUAAACAAAGUACACACACACACAAACACUCUCACACGUUUUUUUUAAACAACAAAUUGUAAUUUUAUUUCUUUUUUUUUAUUGUUUAUAAGUUAAGCUGUUAGAUUUCUAAGUUGAACAAAAGUAAAGUUUCUCACACAACAACAAAA
Molecule: messenger RNA, 920 nt
Organism: Drosophila innubila
Lineage: Eukaryota; Metazoa; Arthropoda; Insecta; Diptera; Drosophilidae
Gene: bou
Product: U-scoloptoxin(05)-Sm1a
Exons: 1
Coding region: 268-717 (149 amino acids)
Source: RefSeq, a predicted model, not a curated record